Messenger RNA from Caenorhabditis sp. 36 PRJEB53466, 552 nucleotides. Lineage: Eukaryota; Metazoa; Nematoda; Chromadorea; Rhabditida; Rhabditidae. The record is from the annotation of a GenBank genome assembly.
AUGGAGAGUUCUCCUAGUCUUACACCGACGAAAAUUGAAAAGCCGGCAGAAAAUGGAGCGCAACUGAUGGCCGACGGACAGAAGGUAAGCGCUUUCCGGGAUAAAUCGUCCAAUCAAACACAUUUUCAAGGGAAAACUGCGGAAUUUGUGGUCGAGAUGCAUCGUCGGACCGUCGGCUCUUCUCGGCUCGUCGAUAGUCCGUUCGUGGGCUCAGAUGGACUUCAAGGAUCGGCUUGCGAGCGUCGCCGCCAAACGGAUGAACCUCGUCGCGAAGUCUGUUCCAGCUAGUCGUUUAUUGAAGAAUUCUAAAUCCGCCAUUUCAGAUGCAUGAAAAGAUUCCCGGAAGUCUCGUUGAACUGUCAGAUCAGCGCCAGUUUUUCUCUCAAUUCGCCAAAAACUAACGAAACGACAGCUCAAGAUUUAGGUAAGAAAUAAUAUUUUUCAGCUUCCUAAUUAGUUUUUUCAGAGAAACAAGAGCGUUGCCGAAAAAUUGCAAGAAUAGAGCACGAAAUUCGCACGCUGGAACGACAUUUGGAGAGCAGAAAUUACUAA